AGAUCCGGCUGGUUGGGAUGGAAACAGAGUCGUUUUGAGAUGGAGCUGAAGUGAGAAGUCCGAAAACACUCACAAAGCCAAACACUGCUAUGUGAAUAGCCACACAAGCACGCGGGGGGUAAGAAGGCUUAGCCCCUCCAGAUAAUGAUAACUCAUGAAGGCUCGCCUGGUUUCUUGCUCGUAACACUUAGAUGAUUCGAGUCUGUGGAGGGUGAACACUGAUGUUUGAGACCAUGUCAGCGGUGAUCAAUCAGCCUCUUCCCUUUGGACGACUUGAGCGAGAGAAGCACAUUCACAUGGUCUUCAGGGCUUUUCACAACCGCUGUGGGCCCUCCUGUGAGUGCCAGACUAAAAGCACUCCACCCAAAUCCCACCAAACGCCUCCUGACCUGGAAUUUGAAGAACAGCUUUCGGGCCAGACUGCUGAGAAUGGCUUGAUGCAGCCACCGGUGAUCAUGAACAGGUCAGAGAAGAAGUGGGAGAAGACUGGUAGAGCAGUGAGAUCAUGCUUUAUGUCUGUGCUGGAAACUGCUAGUGAGAUUCAUAUCACUGCCAAGCCAGAGCUGCAAGGUCCUCAGUGUGUUUCUAGGAGGAUCUAUAACAUCACUACAGAAGGCAACAGGUCACUGUCAUUUGUAGCUGUGGAAGAGAGCUCCUGUGUGUGUCUGCAGUGCUGUGGUCCAGCUCGGGCCUACACCCUGAAAGGCUUUGACAGUGAGGGCAGUCAGGUCUUUUAUUUUGAAAGGCCCCUUAGGGUGGACGCCUGUUGCCUCGGCUGCUGCCUGAUGGAGAUGAGAGCGUACACACCUCAAAACCAUCUCAUGGGCACCGUACAUCAGAGGUGGAGUAUGUUUACACCCCUCCUGGAGGUCUGCACUUCAGCAGGAGCGUCUACCGUCAGAAUCCAGGGCUCCUGCUGUCCAUGCCGUUGCUUCUCCAACCAACAAUUCCAGAUUGUCUCCAACAUUGGUGAGGAAAUAGGCACGAUAUGGAAGAAAUGGCCUGGCUUCAACGAAGAACACAACAUGGACCAUGAAUAUUUUGGACUGGAGGUUCCACUCAGUAUGGAGUCACACACCAAACUCCUUCUCCUGGCAGCCACUUUCCUGUUGGUAAGCACAUAUGUUUCUAGUGUCCAUCGGUGGGAAGAUGUUUUGUCAUACACAAUAUAAUUAAACUUUUCCCAAAGCUUCUACCUCAGCACAUUAGACUUUGAAGACUUAGUUGCAACUAUGUGUUACGAGUAAAUUAACUUACUAAUGAAUAAACCUUCAGCAACAGUUUUAUCUGUUCAUUCAUACUUUUACAUAAUCAUUUCAAACAGCGGCUAACAAUUUUAAUUUCACUCCAUAAUUUCAGUGAAUAACUUUUAUGUUUGUAAUUUUAGGUAACGAUUUCAACUGUUAAUCAUAUUAAUAUAAAAGUACAUUUAGCUGACAGUAUCAUUAGUCCAUCUGUACUGGUGGUUGCUUUGAAGACAAGGACCAGGUCUGCAACCACUUGCAGUCAGCUGCUGAUGUCAAAAUGACUUUUGUGCAUUAAUACAUAAAUAAAACCGCAAUAAGACGGAAUCUGCAUAUUCUCUGUUUGUGACUGAAUGGAGGUCAAAUUGGCAAUGAGAUGCAAUAUUUCUAUAAGACAAGUUCCUUCCCACCCGGCAAUCUUUGCAAUCGUCUCAUGAUCACGGACACGCUCCAUCUCUUGGUAACCAGCUGGUCAUUACAACUACCUUUAAUCCUUUUUUUAAAUGCUUUGAAAAAGGUUUAAAAAAAAAAAAAAAAAAAAAAAAAUGUUGCAAGGAGGUUUCUGUCCUAUUUUCACUCUAGUUUGACUAAGCAAUUAUUAAACAUAUUUUAAGUUCAUGCCCUCCUUAUUUGAUGUUUUUUUCUUUUUAAUUUUCCUAAUUGCACUUGGUCUGGAUUGGAUCCUUUGGUAGGCCCAAUCUGGCCCCCAG
Molecule: messenger RNA, 1954 nt
Organism: Oreochromis niloticus (Nile tilapia)
Lineage: Eukaryota; Metazoa; Chordata; Actinopteri; Cichliformes; Cichlidae
Product: phospholipid scramblase 2
Exons: 7
Coding region: 222-1172 (316 amino acids)
Biological process (GO): plasma membrane phospholipid scrambling
Cellular component (GO): plasma membrane
Molecular function (GO): phospholipid scramblase activity
Source: RefSeq, a predicted model, not a curated record